This is a messenger RNA of Eucalyptus grandis, 444 nucleotides long. RefSeq names its product G-type lectin S-receptor-like serine/threonine-protein kinase SD1-13. Gene Ontology annotation, biological process: protein phosphorylation. The transcript has 2 exons. NCBI's taxonomy places the organism in Eukaryota, Viridiplantae, Streptophyta, Magnoliopsida, Myrtales, Myrtaceae. Gene Ontology annotation, molecular function: protein kinase activity. The coding region runs from base 1 to 444 and encodes 147 amino acids. The record is from RefSeq and is a predicted model, not a curated record.
AUGUCUCCCGAGUAUAUCAUGGGUGGGACAAUUUCUGAGAAAUCAGAUGUUUAUAGCUUUGGAGUACUGUUAUUAGAGAUUAUCAGCAGCAAGAAGAACGCAAGUGUAGAUUACCCCGAGCAGCAUCUCAAUCUCAUGGCUUAUGCAUGGCACUUGUGGAGUGAGGGCAGAGGACUGGACCUGAUGGAUGCAGCCAUUGCUGACGCAUUUUCGACGUCAGAAGUAAUGAGAUGCAUUCAGUUAGGGCUUCUCUGCACGCAGGACCAUGCCACAGAUAGACCCAACAUGUCCGCCGUGGUUCGAAUGCUGAAUGGAGAGUCCAAGCUUUCACAGCCGAAGCAACCGACAUAUACAUUUCAAGGUUUGCUGGCUCGCGAAGUCCAAUCACAAGAAGGAAUCCGGUCCGUGAAUAACAUCACCAUUACUACGGUUGAAGGGAGAUAA